GACAAAGAGGCGUAGAGUUGGGGUCAGCUGACUUCAUUUUAAUCAUUGGUCUUGUGAUAAGUUGUGAUACUCCGCCAUUCUCGGUUCGUCUUUUCCAUCUUUCUCGUCUAGGAUAAAGAAUAACUAGUUCAAAAUGGCGAGCAAAGGCGGCUUGAGGACGAUCGCCAAUGAGGAGAAUGAGGAGAGGUUCGGAUAUGUCUUCGCCGUAUCUGGACCCGUCGUCACUGCCGAAAAGAUGUCCGGAUCUGCUAUGUACGAGUUGGUCCGUGUCGGUUACAAUGAACUCGUCGGUGAGAUUAUCCGUCUUGAAGGUGACAUGGCCACCAUCCAGGUAUACGAAGAAACUUCAGGUGUAACUGUAGGUGAUCCAGUACUCCGUACUGGAAAGCCUUUGUCAGUAGAACUUGGUCCCGGUAUCUUGGGUUCCAUCUUUGACGGUAUUCAGCGUCCCCUCAAGGACAUCAACGAGCUGACUCAGUCCAUCUACAUCCCCAAGGGUAUCAACGUGCCUUCCCUGGCCAGGGAGGUCGACUGGGAAUUUAACCCAUUAAAUGUUAAGGUCGGGUCCCACAUCACCGGUGGAGAUUUGUAUGGUAUUGUACAUGAGAACACUCUGGUCAAGCACAGGAUGUUGGUCCCGCCCAAAGCCAAGGGAACAGUUACCUAUAUCGCACCGGCCGGGAACUACAAAGUCACAGACGUGGUGCUGGAGACGGAGUUCGACGGUGAGCGGCAGAAGUACAGCAUGUUGCAGGUGUGGCCCGUGCGCCAGCCGCGCCCCGUCACCGAGAAGCUGCCCGCCAACCACCCGCUGCUCACCGGGCAGCGCGUGCUCGACUCGCUCUUCCCUUGCGUGCAGGGAGGUACCACAGCCAUCCCCGGGGCUUUUGGUUGCGGCAAAACUGUCAUCUCCCAAGCCCUGUCCAAGUACUCCAACUCUGACGUCAUCAUCUACGUCGGCUGCGGCGAGCGCGGUAACGAGAUGUCCGAGGUGCUCCGCGACUUCCCGGAGCUGACGGUGGAGAUCGAGGGCGUGACGGAGUCCAUCAUGAAGCGCACGGCGCUGGUGGCCAACACCUCCAACAUGCCCGUGGCGGCGCGCGAGGCCUCCAUCUAUACCGGCAUCACGCUGUCGGAGUACUUCCGCGACAUGGGCUACAACGUGUCGAUGAUGGCGGACUCGACGUCCCGUUGGGCGGAGGCGCUGCGUGAGAUCUCUGGUCGUCUGGCGGAGAUGCCGGCCGACUCGGGCUACCCCGCCUACCUGGGCGCGCGCCUCGCCUCCUUCUACGAGCGCGCCGGCAGGGUCAAGUGCCUCGGCAACCCGGACAGGGAAGGCUCGGUGUCCAUCGUGGGCGCGGUGUCGCCGCCCGGUGGAGACUUCUCGGACCCGGUGACGGCGGCCACGCUCGGCAUCGUGCAGGUGUUCUGGGGGCUCGACAAGAAGCUGGCGCAGCGGAAGCACUUCCCCUCCAUCAACUGGCUCAUCUCCUACAGCAAGUACAUGCGCGCCCUCGACGACUUCUACGAGAAGAACUACCCCGAGUUCGUCCCGCUCAGGACCAAGGUCAAGGAGAUCCUGCAGGAGGAAGAAGACCUGUCCGAAAUCGUGCAGCUGGUCGGCAAGGCGUCCCUCGCGGAAACUGACAAGAUCACGCUCGAGGUCGCCAAGCUGCUCAAAGACGACUUCCUGCAGCAGAACAGCUAUUCGUCGUACGAUCGCUUCUGCCCGUUCUACAAGACGGUGGGCAUGCUGAAGAACAUCAUCACGUUCUACGACAUGUCGCGGCACGCGGUGGAGUCCACGGCGCAGUCCGACAACAAGGUCACGUGGAACGUCAUCCGCGACGCCAUGGGCAACGUGCUCUACCAGCUCUCCUCCAUGAAGUUCAAGGACCCAGUGAAAGACGGUGAACCUAAGAUCAAGGCCGAUUUCGACCAGCUCCUAGAAGAUAUGUCUGCCGCCUUCCGCAACCUCGAGGACUAAACGCUAUAUUGUCUUUAAAAUAUUAAAAU
Bombyx mandarina (wild silkworm) is the source of this 2016-nucleotide messenger RNA. Its product is annotated as V-type proton ATPase catalytic subunit A. Gene Ontology annotation, cellular component: lysosomal membrane; proton-transporting V-type ATPase, V1 domain. The record is from RefSeq and is a predicted model, not a curated record. Lineage: Eukaryota; Metazoa; Arthropoda; Insecta; Lepidoptera; Bombycidae. Gene Ontology annotation, biological process: ATP metabolic process; proton transmembrane transport. Gene Ontology annotation, molecular function: proton-transporting ATPase activity, rotational mechanism; ATP binding; ATP hydrolysis activity.